Mesitornis unicolor (brown roatelo) is the source of this 2766-nucleotide messenger RNA. Its product is annotated as structural maintenance of chromosomes flexible hinge domain-containing protein 1-like. The annotation marks the transcript as partial. The transcript is spliced from 23 exons. The record is from RefSeq and is a predicted model, not a curated record. Gene Ontology annotation, biological process: double-strand break repair. NCBI's taxonomy places the organism in Eukaryota, Metazoa, Chordata, Aves, Mesitornithiformes, Mesitornithidae.
AUGAUUACUGUAGGAGGAGACAGCAUUUUAAAGGCAUUUGGCAUAGCUACUGAUGAAAACUUUGUUAUCACCACAACAAACAGGAAGGAAGUUACAGAAGACAAGUUCAGCGAACUUGUUCAAGAUGGAGUUACUUUGUAUCUACUACAGUCAGUUGAUCAAAUACUGCUUUCGGCAACCAAGGAGCGAAUUGACUUCCUGCCCCACUACGACACACUUGUCAAAAGUGGCAUGUAUGAAUACUAUGCCAGCGAAGGCCAAAAUCCUUUGCCAUUUGCCCUUGCUGAGUUGAUUGACAAUUCCUUGUCAGCAACAGCCCGAAAUACUGGUAUUCGGAGCAUACAGAUAAAAUUGUUAUUUGAUGACUCCCAAGGAAAACCAGCUGUUGCAGUGAUCGAUAAUGGAAGAGGAAUGACUUCUAAGCAGCUUAACAACUGGGCUGUGUAUAGAUUGUCAAAGUUUACAAGACAAGGUGACUUUGAGAGUGAUCAUUCAGGAUAUGUACGCCCUUUGCCGGUGCCUCGUAGUUUAAAUAGUGAUAUCUCAUAUUUUGGAGUUGGAGGCAAACAAGCAGUGUUCUUUGUUGGACAGUGUGCCAGAAUGAUAAGCAAACCUGCAGAUUCUCAGGAUGUUCAUGAACUUGUCCUUUCUAAAGAGGAUUUUGAAAAGAAGGAGAAAAACAAAGAGGCAAUAUAUAGUGGAUACAUUCAAAACAGAAAGCCAUCUGACUCUACUCACAUCACAAGUGAUGAUGAAAGAUUUCUUCAUAAUCUGAUAUUAGAAGAAAGGGAUAAAGAGAGUUUCACAGCAGUUGUCAUUACAGGUGUACAACCAGAUCAUAUGCAAUACUUGAAAAACUUCUUUCAUCUUUGGACAAGGCAGCUGGCACAUAUCUAUCACUAUUAUAUCCAUGGACCAAAAGGAAAUGAAACAAAUGCUGUAACAAAAGACAUAACGCCUUUCAACAACAUAGACAUUCAGAUUUCAAUGUUUGAAAAAGGAAAAGUACCAAAGAUUGUCAAUCUUAGGGAGAUCAAAGAUGACAUGCAGACAUUGUAUAUAAAUACUGCAGCAGAUAGUUUUGAAUUCAAGGCACAUGUUGAUGGAGAAGGUAUAGUGGAAGGCAUCAUCCGAUAUCAUCCCUUCCUGUAUGAUAAAGAAACAUACCCGGAUGAUCCAUGUUUUCCAUCAAAAUUAAACAAUGAUGAUGAGGAUGAUGACUGCUUUAUAGUAGAAAAGGGUGCCAGAGGAAAAAGGCCUAUUUUUGAAUGUUUUUGGAAUGGAAGAUUGAUACCAUACACAACUGUGGAAGAUUUUGACUGGUGUGCUCCUCCAAAGAAGAGAGGAUUAGCACCAAUUGAAUGCUACAACAGAAUUUCUGGUGCAUUAUUUACCAAUGAUAAGUUCCAGGUCAGCACAAACAAACUCACUUUCAUGGAUCUGGAGCUGAAGCUAAAAGAUAAGAAUACUCUGUUCACAAGAAUCUUCAAUGGACAGGAGCAACGAAUGAAAAUUGACAGAGAAUUUGCUUUGUGGCUCAAAGACUGUCAUGAAAAAUAUGACAAACAGAUAAAAUUCACACUCUUUAAAGGAAUUACUACACGUACUGAUUUACCAUCCAAAAGAAUGCAGAGCCCUUGGGCAAUGUAUGCUGCAAUAGAGUGGGAUGGAAAAACAUUCAAAACUGGACAGCUGGUGAAAACUAUAAAGACUCUUCCAAUAUUCUAUGGAAGUAUUGAGAAAUUUUUUUUGUAUGGAGACCAUGAUGGGGAUAUAUUUGCUACUGGAGGAGAGGUUCAAAUUGCUCUGGAACCUCAGGCCUUGUAUGCUGAAAUGAAAACUAUUCCGAUCUCAAAACUUGAUAGAACAGUGUCUGACAAAGCUGUUAAAAAAUACAUAGAGGAUGAAAUGGCAAGACUUCCUGACAAAUUAUCAGUAACUUGGCCUGAAGGAGAUGAGUUAUUACCAAAUGAAACAAGAUUUGCUGGUACACCAAUAGGAGCCUUAAGGAUAGAAAUUUUGAAUAAAAAAGGAGAAGCAAUGCAAAAACUUCCAGGUACAAGCCACGGAGGUUCAAAGAAACUUCUUGUUGAACUUAAGGUUAUUUUACAUUCACCUACUGGGAAUAAAGAAAUAAUUUCCCAUAUCAGUCAGCAUGGAGGGAAAUGGCCGUACUGGUUUAAAAAAAUGGAAAAUCUUCAGAAACUUGGGAACUACACCUUGAAACUGCAAGUAGUAUUGAAUGAAAGUAAUGCAGACACUUAUGCAGGAAGGCCUUUACCAUCUAAAAUAUUUAAAUUUACCAUUAUAGAGGGUAAACCAGAGAAAUUUUCAGUGGGUGUUUUGGAACUGCCUCUUCGAGUUGGAGUACCUUUUAAUAUUCCUUUGGAAUUACAGGAUGAAUUUGGUCAUGCAACACAGUCGACAACUGACAUUAAACCAAUUCUCGAAGCUAGUGGAUUGACAUUACACUAUGAAGGAAUAACUUCAGGAAUGAAGUGCAUCAUUAAGGGUGUCACUGCUAAAGGCUGUAUAAGUAAUUUCCAGGGCAAGAACUUUAAUGUGAAGAUUACUCUUCCUGGUUUGAAAGAAGACACACAAAACUUUAAAAUAAGAUUGCAGCCUGGCCCUCCUUGUCAAUUGAAGGUAAAACCAGAUUCCGAAAUUCUAAAGAUUGAAAAUGGUACAGCUUUCCCCUUUCAGGUUGAAGUACUGGAUGAAUCAGGAAAUAUAACAGCACAGCCAAAGUUGAUAGUUCAUUGUAAG